UAACUUUGUCUCAUUGAAAGAAGCUCGUAUUCAGGCGAUACCACAUAAUCACAAUAUUCAGGUAAUUAAAGGUAAUACAAUUGGAGCAGACAUGGCCUUCGGAAAUGUGGCGUUAUUGUUGGCAGUACUAAUAAAUAUAAGCAGUUAUACUGGCAGUGACGGCCAAACAGUGUGUGAACCAAAUCCAUGUUGGAAUGGAGGGACAUGCGUUGAUGGUGGGAAUGGUAGUUUUUCAUGUGAUUGUACAGUCUGGUAUUUCGGCUACUUUUGUGAAUAUGUUGUUGAUUGGUAUCGUCCGUAGGACGUAGACGACUAAAACGCCAAAAACCAGGAUCUAACCAAUAAGGGAUGUAGAUGUUUG
Molecule: messenger RNA, 361 nt
Organism: Owenia fusiformis
Lineage: Eukaryota; Metazoa; Annelida; Polychaeta; Sabellida; Oweniidae
Source: the annotation of a GenBank genome assembly